CUAAAUCUAAAUCUAAAAAUAUCUUUAAGCAUUUUCCCAAACUGCCGUUUAGGGAUUCAAAUUCUCUUUCCAUCCAUGCUUCCACGCCAUCACUUUAUCUCUCCUAAUUUCAUCCCUCUUCCUUCUAUCUCAAUCCUAGCGGAACCUCUUCCCCUUCUGUCGCAAGCAUUUGUUGCCCCCAUUUUCACAAUUUGCUGAUGGUGUCUACCGCUCCCUCCGGUCACACGAUCCGAACGCCAACUUACACCAAAUUCCCUUCCAGUUUGGUUUGCGCGGCGGCAUACCAAACUGCCUCCAUCUCCUUCUCGCCAUCUUAUUCACCAUUACUCACUUCAUGUCAUUCGCUCCUAGCCGGUUCUGCGCUAGCCACUCGAUCCAUUUCGUUGAUGUCGCCCUCUCGCAUGCCUUCCACCCCCAGUUCUUUCCCCCUAAUUCUGCCUAGGUAGGAAUUUUAUCCCAGCGACCAAAACUCAACACGGUAAACGAUCAAUUUCUUCAUCUUAUCUUUUAUCCUGCCGACAUUAACAUUAUUACUCUCUCCAUGGCUUCCCUAUUCGCGUUUGACAACAAGACCAUUGAUAGGGGAAGUCGUGGUUGUCGCUUCCACUGCUUCAAUUGACAGGUAUGUAAUUCCACACCCCCAUUUUGUUCUCUUAUUGAACGUGAUUCAAUUAAUUAACCUCCAAUGAAAAUGUGGCUCUCUGUAAGGCUGUAGUGAUUAUGUGAAUGGACCACCUCAGUAGACAAAGAUUGAUUAUUCAAGUCUGUAUUCAAAUUUAGUUCACCAUUUAUUGAUCCUCAUAUUGCAAUAAGAAUAGUUAUUUUCACUUCCUUUGUAACCCCAUAUUUGCAAUCAUACCAUUACAAACAUACUGUUGUAUUUAUUAGUCCACACCAGAAUCAUUGAGAUUGCAUCUACCAUUUAUGUUCUCAACUUGAUCACCUUGUGUGAACCAUAUCACCUGAUUAUUGCAGAUGAUCGAAAAGGGGAAAAUCGCUCAUCACUCUAGAUAGAUCAUGUGGAAAACUACUACCUACACUUACAGGCUACAACCAUCUCUCAUCCACCCUAUAAGCAACACAUUCCUUUUUUCCAUCUCACGCAGAGAUCCCAAUUCAAUAGUAGCUUAUUCUCCUACGUUAGCUUUAUGCUUUGGCAAUCUGCUGUAUACACAGCUCAUAAAGAUUGUUAUAAAGCUCCAGUCACCACAUUCAAGAUUCAUCGCAGUCUUUUUUCCUAUUUAAUGUGAUAUUGAUGCAAAAUCAUAUGACUAUCAAUCAUCAAUUACUGCUCUUUUCGUCAAUGUGCAGGUUCAUCCCUCAAUUAUGCAAAUAAAUCACGAGGACAACCCAAACAAGUAACUCCUUUUAUUUUAUUACAUGAACCAAUGUCCAACUUCAGUUUCUAGGUUUAGCUGUUGCUUUGAAGGCAUAUUCAUCUGCACUCUCAAAUGGAUAUAAAAGGAAAGAGGUUGAUGGUGCCUCACUAACCCAUAGACAAAACCCCAAACAUUUUUGCGGUUUCUCGUUCUCAUUGUAAGUGUUCGAUUAUGAUUGAGUUUGAGCAUGUAUGGUGUAUCUAUCAUAGUCAUCUUCAUCCAUCUAAGGUCUUUUUAUAUUGUGAAAUGCUAUGACAUUGAAAGAACCUCCAUUUUAAAGUAACUAGAAUAAACUUAUUUUGCUACAAAAUAUUUUUCUCGAAUUUCAUUCUCAUAGUUGGUUCCCAACAUUAAGGCAACUAUUUUUAUUUAGUCUUGCUAUGUAUUUUCCUUUCGUAAAUCUAUAUCCAGAUAUAAUACACUAUUCUUCAGCUACAACUAUCACUCAUUUCCAACCCUCUUUUAUGCACGAGUCAUGUGAGGAAUAAUAGUCAUCACAUUCCACAUGUAUCAUGCAUGUUUUGUAAUAUAGUAAACUAAUAUACCAAAACUCAUUCAUGUUCUAAUUCGAUUCUUGCCGAUUUCAGAAUUUUACUAUCCAUGAAAAUUAUAUCUAUGAUAACAUUGCAAACUUGAUACACAUUGGGAAUGCAAGAUACUAUCAAAUAACAACUUAAUUAUUAUAUUUGUGUUUUGUGAGGAAUAACACUCUUUAUUUUAAUUGUUGAGGAUAAUAGGGAUAUAACUUAUGAAAAAUGAAUAGGUGAAAGCCAACUUACAUCUGUAGCGACAAAGCAAUAACAAAUACCUCUAAACAAAUUUGUUAUAAAUACAAGAGAGUCUUCAUUUUAGGUUACCACAUGAACUCUAGAACACUAUUGACUAAUGACAUAUUUGCAGGUCUAACAAACCCACAAGAUAAACACAACCGUAAAGGUCCCUCAAACUACAGUAAAAAAAAGCAAUGUCGAGGAACACCUUCCCCUCUGCUGAAGGUUUUCAACACAUGACCAGGACUAGAAAUGCACACUCCAAAUAUCAACGAGAAGCUACUGCACCACAUCAUUGCGAAUUCAAGCAAACAACAUAAACAAAUAAAAAGCUCAAAAGUACUUUGGCCCUAUACGAUUCAAAAUGGCCAAAUCAACAAUUGCCUUUUCCUUCAAUUGUGAACAUUGUCAUCAAAGCCCACAAACACUACUACUAUGUUAGCAGAACUUUAGAUUUUUCAUUAGACUCGUAUGUUUGGGAACUACAGUUGGUCCCCCAAAUGACUGUGUCAUGGAUAAUGAUUUAUUAUUAUUACUUUUUUUAUCGGAACCUGCGAUUUGGCUUUAUUGAGAGUAAAAUGAUGUUACAUUAUCUUUAAGAAGCUGAUCUAACAGAUUCAACGGUAGCCUAUCAAACCAGACAUCCGCUAUAUCUCAUCUCGCCCUCGUAUAAGCCAUUAUGUGUGCUACCUCAUUAGCAUCUCUGCUAGCAUAUUGUACGCGUCCAUCACCUGUCGUUGUCGCCAGCUUCCGUAUGUUCCUGAGCACGACCCCUAUCUCUGUUUUGGAUUUAUUCCUCCACCGCCAGCUUGUUCACCACUAUUAGGCAAUCUGUUUCCACAAGAGGCAUCAUUAGCUGGUGCUGUAGAGCCAGUUGGAAACCAAACUCUAUCGCCAACUCCUAACCCAGAGUUGGGUCAUUGAUUCCUUUUAAUCUCUUCACCAUUGCCAGUAUAAAAUAUCCAUUAUGAUUCCGAGCUACCACCCCAGCCCUACACCUUCUUUGUCCAUAGCCGCAUCUGAAUUCAAAUUCACCCCCCAAGCGGAGGUCUCGACCAAGCAUGGCUUAUCGGCGAAGCUGGGGGAUGAUCCGGGUGUUGCUUUUGGUGUCAAUACUCCUUAAGGUAGGAUUGUGCUCUUGGCACUAUAUCCGCUUCAGCCAUCUUCUUCCUGUUCAACAAGUGAGCGUAUCAUUCUCUCCAUAAAGACCACAACAAUACCACCCACUCCUCGAGCUCAUUUUCCAGCACCGAAGAAAUCACCUACCGAACCCAGUCCAUACAACUAGCACCUGAUUUAAGCUCAAAAUAGUGAGCUACCUCCUACUUCCGCCACAACCUACUCACCCAUUGGCAUUGGUAGAAGGCAUGCUGCUGUGUUUCUAGUUGGUCUCAAUAAGGCACACCACUCAGCCUUGGGUUUUGGCUAUGCACCUUCUCCCCCGUAGCCAAAGCUCCGCGUGUAAAUUUCCACAUGAACACCUUCACUUUUAACGGUAGCUUAAGUGACCACAGUUUUUUCCAAAGAGUCGGAUCACCUACACUCUGAUUAGCAUGCUGGUCCUGAAACUUCCUCAACCACGUCCUCUAGCCCUCCCUUGUUCUCCCGGGUGACGUAGCAGGACUUGUUUAAUAGCUUGUACCAUAUCAGAUGGGAAACAGCUCUCCAAAAGCGUCUCGUCCCAUUUCUCUUCCUCUUCGUCAAUCAGGUCUCGUACCAUUGAAUCCACCGGGAUACCGAUCAGUGGUGACUGAACAAUAUUACAAGGCAUUGACAGUAACCAACGAUCAUCCCAAAAACGAACAGAUGCCCCAUAACCGAUUCUCCAUCUCAAUACUUCAACCAGGAACUCUUGAGCUCUCAUCAGACUAAGCCACACAUAGUUAGGUCGGUAACCAACACGAGCCUCCAUGAUAGUGUCGUUUUUAUGAUACUUUGCCUUCAUAAUCCAAGCUACUAGGGACCUUGGUCUCUGAUAUAGGUGCCACAGUUGUCGUGCGAGUAACGCUAGAUUGAAACCUCAUAGAUCCCAGAAACCAAUACCCCCUGCUCGUUUGUACAUAUCAGCGCCUCUCGAGCCACCCAUGGAGUCCUGAGCUCUUCACCCUUAUGCCCCCACCAAAAGCGAGUAAUUAGACCAUGUAUCUCAUCCAGUAUUCCUUCAGGAACCUCAAAUACCGACAUAGUGUAGGUCAGCUGUGAUUGUGCCACCGAUUUUAUCAAUAGUUCGGCGCAACAGCUGACAUCGACUUCUCUUUCCACCCCGCCAACUUUUUCCAAACUCGAUCUUUAAGAUAAAUGAAGAACUCUUUUUUAGACCUGCCUACCUCUGUCGGAAGACCCAAAUAUUUAGCGUGUUUCUCCACCACCUUCAUCCCAAGGUUGGAGCUCACUAUUAGUCUUUGGUGCUACUUUAUAUUUGAUCCAAAAGUCACCUCGGAUUUCUCCAAACUAACCAGCUGGCCGGACUACUUCUAAUAGUCCUCAAGCACCCCUCUCAACUACCGACUCUCAUUCUCUGUAGCUCUAGGAAAAAAUAUAGAAUCAUCAGUAAAAAAAAGAUGUGAUAUCACCGGAGUACCCCUUGCCACCGAUAGCCCAUGGAUUUUCUUCUGGUUUAUUGCGAGGGUCAUAUAACUUGAUAAGGCCUCCGCCACCAAAAGGAAAAGAUAUGGUGAUAGGGGAUCUUCCUGUCGUAAUCCCCUGCUCGGCAUGAAGGUCUGUGAUCUAUCUUCACACAUACGAUACCGACUUCACACACAACAUGAUCAUACGGAUCCAUCCAUCUUCUUGCAAAUCCCAACCGUUCCAUCAUCUCUUCCAAGAACCACCACUCCACCAUAUCAUACGCUUUGGCCAUGUCAGUUUUAGCCGCCAAAUACCCCAUCUUGUUCUUCGUCUUCUACUUCAUUGUAUGAAAACAUUCGAAAGUUGUCAUCACAUUAUCUGCAAUAAAAAGACUUGGGUCAAAAGCACUAUGUUCUUGGGAGAUAAUCCUAUCCAACAACGAUUUCAGCCAGUUAGCCAAGUCCUUCUAGAGCAUCUUGUACAUCACAUUAUACAGGCUGAUAGGUCUAUAGUCCUUCCCCCUCUUCGGUUCCUUCACCUUCGGGAUUACACCAACAAAGUAUGGUUUAGUCCUGAGGCAUUUCUUCAAGUUCUACCACUCUUAACAGCAGCUGGGUGACCUCAUCGCCUAUUAUAUGCCAAUACUUCACCAAAAAUAGCACAAACAUUCCAUCCGCUCCUGGCGCCUUUCUUUUUCCCAUUUGUUUUAAUGCCCCGAACAGUUCUCUCUUGUAAGCGGCUUCAACAAACCAUCAUUCAUUUCAUCACUCACCUGGGCAUUGACCAAGUUCAAGACUGGUGUCAGCGCCGGUCGGUCCCCUGCAAGGAAAUUAUUCUCAAAAUAGUUAGUGAAACAUUGCGCCGUCUUUUCUCUCCACUCCAAAGCCUUCAAGGCUUUCUUUAUUUUUGCUUUCUGGCAUCACAAGUUAGGAAAAGUGGUGCAGCUCCAUUGUUCCAGCUUAGUCUGUACCCAACUGAUCCUAGUUAUAGCAUCCCCAGGGGCCGACUCCCAAGCUUCUUUAAUCUUCUCCACACAAUCGUCAUGUUUUGCCCAAAGAGGCUCGAAACGGAAGGACCAUCCCCAUUUAAUGUCUUCAUCCUCCUUGCCAACGUAUCGCAAAUAAUGGGGCGAUGAUCCGAUCAUAUCAAAUCAAGGUGUAAGACUCGU
Messenger RNA from Linum trigynum, 5885 nucleotides. Lineage: Eukaryota; Viridiplantae; Streptophyta; Magnoliopsida; Malpighiales; Linaceae. The record is from the annotation of a GenBank genome assembly.